AUGUGUCACGGGAAUGGGAUCAAGUUUGAACACUUUUCCUCUGGUUUCACUGACGCUGUGAGAAGGAACCAAAAUGCCAGUAAACGGACAGGUGAUGGUGGAUGCCUGCACGGGGCCUCGCACCACGGCACUAAAACACAACAUUCAUCGCACGGACUCCGAAGAAGAAGGCGCAAAAGCUCCGCGACCGCAACCCCGCAGAAGCCACGCUUUGUGACACCGAAGGGUAUGAUGGGUGUAGUGGGCUGGAUGUUGCUCCUACUCUCCCAGAUCAUGGUGCCUGUGGCGUCCCAGAAGCCUCCAGGGCUCAGUGUGGGUGUUAUCAUGGGCCAGACGCGCCCUGUUUCUGAUCAGGAGCUACGCCCACCUCGGCGCCCUGACAGUGCCCUCGACGUCUCCGUGGUAAUACUGAGGAUCAACCAGACAGACCCCAAGUCUGUGAUCACACAGGUGUGUGAACUUGUGUCCCGCACUCGUCUCCAUGGCAUUGUGUUUGCUGAUGGCACCGAUCAGGAGGCCAUUGCCCAGAUCCUUGACUUCCUCUCUGUUCAGACACAACUUCCAGUCCUGGGAGUCCAUGGAGGCUCCUCUAUGAUUAUGGCUGACAAGGAUGAAAAGUCCACGUUCUUCCAGUUCGGCGCAGCUCUGCAGCAGGAGGCUCUGCUCAUGCUCGCCAUCAUGGAGGAGUAUGACUGGCAUGUUUUUUCUAUCGUCACUUCCAAGUUCCCGGGGUACCAGGACUUCAUCAGCACACUGAGGGUAACUGUGGAUCACAGCUUUGUGCGCUGGGACCUGCAGAGCGUGGUGACUCUAGAUGCUGUAGAUGGUGGCGACCCAAACUCUAAAUCACACAUUGCCCUCAAGAGGAUCCAGAGUCCUGUUAUACUGCUCUACUGCUCCAAGGAUGAAGCUUUCUAUAUACUAGAAGAAGCGCGGUCCUUGGGCCUGAUAGGAGCUGGUUACAUCUGGAUCGUGUCCAGUCUCACCACUGGCAACCCAGACUUUACCCCUGAGAUGUUUCCCUUGGGUAUGAUCUCCGUGUCCUACGAUGACUGGGAGUACCCGCUGGAGACGCGGGUACGGGAUGGAGUGGGCAUCAUUUCUACUGCAGCCACCUCCAUGCUGCGGGAGAAGGGGGAGCUGCCAGAGGCCCAGAGCAGCUGCUACAGCACAGCAUCAGACAGGAGCCCAGGGAAGCUCCCACCUAGUGCCCUACGCAGACACAUGAUGCACGUGUGGAAUGAGGGCAGAGACUUAUCCUUUACUCCAGAUGGUUACCAGGCCAACCCCAAAUUGGUUGUCAUCGUCCUGAAUAGUGAAAGGAAGUGGGAGAAGAUGGGCCGCUGGGAGAACGGGACUUUGUCGUUGAUGUUCCCCGUGUGGCCGAGAUACAACUCCUACGGGGACGAGGACGCUGAUGAAAACCAUCUCUCGAUUGUCACUUUGGAGGAGAAACCUUUUGUCAUUGUCGACAACGUGGAUAUCCUCACAGGCACCUGCAUGAGAAACUCUGUGCCCUGCCGCAAACACGUCAAAGAUAAUAGCACAUCAGGAGGUUCCUACAUAAAGCAGUGCUGCAAGGGUUUCUGCAUUGACAUCCUGAAGAAGAUUGCCAGGAAUGUCAAGUUUACUUACGACCUCUACCUGGUCACUAAUGGGAAGCACGGCAAGAAGAUCAACAAUGUGUGGAACGGCAUGGUCGGAGAGGUGGUGUAUAAAAAAGCAGUGAUGGCAGUAGGUUCGCUGACCAUCAACGAGGAGAGGUCAGAGGCCAUUGACUUCUCCGUGCCCUUUGUGGAGACUGGCAUCAGCGUCAUGGUCUCACGUAGCAAUGGGACUGUCUCUCCUUCUGCCUUCCUUGAGCCCUUCAGUGCAUCAGUUUGGGUGAUGAUGUUUGUGAUGCUGCUCAUUGUCACAGCCAUCGCUGUCUUCCUCUUUGAGUUUGUCAGCCCGCUGGGCUUCAACCGCAACUUGGCCCAAGGCAAAGACCCACAUGGCCCAUCCUUCACCAUUGGUAAGGCCAUAUGGCUGCUGUGGGGUCUGGUCUUCAACAACUCUGUCCCGGUGCAGAACCCAAAGGGCACCACCAGUAAGUUCAUCGUAUCGGUGUGGGCCUUCUUCGCCGUGAUCUUCCUGGCCUCGUACACUGCCAACCUGGCUGCCUUCAUGAUCCAGGAGGAGUUUGUGGACCAAGUCACUGGAUUGUCUGACAAGAAGUUCCAGAGUCCAUACUCGUACUCCCCUCCAUUUCGCUUUGGGACGGUUCCCAACGGCAGCACAGAGCGUAACAUCAGGAAGAACUAUCCAGAUAUGCAUCAGUACAUGACCAAAUACCAUCAGACUGGAGUCCAGGAUGCGUUGGUCAGCCUCAAGACUGGAAAGCUGGAUGCUUUCAUCUACGACGCUGCCGUGUUGAACUACAUGGCGGGCAGAGAUGACGGCUGUAAGCUGGUUACCAUCGGCAGCGGUUACAUCUUUGCCACCACUGGUUAUGGCAUCGCCCUGCAGAAAGGCUCCUACUGGAAACGCCUCGUCGAUCUGGCAAUACUGGGCAUCAUAGGAGAUGGUGAAAUGGAGGAGCUGGAAGCCCAGUGGCUCACUGGGAUAUGCCACAAUGAGAAGAACGAGGUGAUGUCCAGCCAGCUGGAUGUGGACAACAUGGCAGGGGUUUUCUACAUGCUUGCCACGGCCAUGGGUCUCUCCAUCCUCACCUUCAUAUCUGAGCACCUUUUCUACUGGAGGCUGAGAUACUGCUUCACUGGUGUCUGCACUGGGAGGCCGGGUCUGCUCUUCACUAUCAGCAGGGGUAUCUGGAGCUGUAUCCAUGGCGUUCAUAUAGACAUGAAGAAGAAGUCUCCUGAGCUGGACUUCAGUCCUCAAGCCAACAUGCUGCACCUGCUCAAGUCUGCCAAGUCCAUGGCUUUGUCUUCUCCCAAACGCAACACAGUCCUCUUGCAGCCUAGCAUCCUAGAUAUGAUGUCAGGGAAAGGUAACUCACUCCAUAGUCUGCCUACGAAGGGUCCUGGUCUCUAUAGCAACGCCGCUGGUCCACAGGGUUUCCUGUCAUUGUCCGGGCGACACAAAAACCUCCUUAAUAAUGCUGCGCCAUUUCCUGGGCAACCAAAGGCCCCCCCUAUCCAGACCAGCCCAAACAAGCCCCAGCUGUCAAUCAACAAUGAUAACGGCAAGGCCCGCCUUCCCGGGCCGGCCUGCCCUGCGUCCAAACCUCGAGCACUUUGGAAGAAAAGCGUGGAGACACUGAAGACCCAGCCAACUGGCGGAUCUCCAGGACACGGCCCGAGCCCCACCCCGGCGUCUGGACCUGGACCUCCACAAAUGAAGAGCCAGCGCUACCUUCCUGAAGAGCCGCCGCACUCUGACAUCUCCGAGUGCUCCAGCCGGCCGCCGUCACACAAAGAUUCUGACUCCAUGGCGGCAAGGGGCGGAUUCAAACCGAUCAAUCAGCUGAGGAAGAGGGGUGGAGGAGGAGGAGGAGGAGGAGGAGGAGGCGGAAGUGGGGGCGGAGGAUCCAAGAUCUACUCCAUUGACUCAGACCAGGCCAGUCUCCAUUCUGCUCCUGCCUACCAGCGGGACAGCCAAGGGGGAGGUGAUGACCACAGUUACCCCCCUGACCUGUUUCCACCUGAAAGCACAUACUCACACCAGGCAGACGCACCCAUUUUACAGCUGAGUGCCAGCCUGCUGCACCACAGUCACAGCGCUGAGGCAGACCUGCACUCCCUGAAAGACAAGAAAUACAGCACCUACACACACAGCAGUGUGAAGGAGAAGGCUGGAGGUUCAUUCGAUGCUCCAGCUGCAGGCUCGGGGACACAGAGCGCCAGGCCCGGCCACUGUCGCUCCUGCCUCACCAAGCUGAGCGGUUACUCUGGCCUUUACACGGUCCGCUCGCCGCAGGCUCGCUGUGAUGCCUGCGCCCACCUGGGAAACCUGUACGACAUCAGCGAAGACCACCUGCACUCGCACUACUCCCACACGCACACUCACCCACACAGUGGGGACAUGUUUACACACUACCUUCCCCAGAAUGAGCUGAGUCUGGUGGGCGAAGGGGAUGGGCUGGUCAGCCAUUUUGAGCCCUCCCCUUCCUCCCCAUCUCCUCUUCCCACCUCCUCGUCGGCCCAGCACCUCCAGCUGAGUCGCCAGCCCUCCUAUGAGAACGUGCUUCCGGACGGAGUUCCUGAGCGGCAGUCGCAGCUGCACACCCACCUGCGGGGGCUGAGUCUUCCUGACAGAGAUAGGGAGAGGGAGCUGACCCUGGACGAGGGGGCCUAUGCUAACGUUCUCACAAUGCGCUCUGAUCGUCCGUUCAGCAGCCGCAGCCCCCCCUCUCCAUCACCCUCCCACCACCACAGCCUGGAUGCCCCAAUGCCUCUCCCGCGGCGCUCAAAGAGUCUUUUCCCCGAUCGUCCCUCUCACAACCCUUUCCUCCAGUCAGCUACUGGCACAACACAACGAGACCCCGCCCCCCAGGCUGUCACACGCAUGCCGCAGAGAAAUUCUGCCCACGAGCUCUAUAAGCAGCGAAUGCCGCUGUCGCUUACCCUCGGUAACCAUGGCAGCCAUCAAUUCAACCAGCAUGGCGGCCAUGUUGACCAACAGGUGUUCUACCCUCAGCAGGAGCCCCCUGUUGUGGCCUACAUGGUCCCACCUGCUGCCUCCCAGCCUAUGAGCUAUGUGACAGCACCACGAGCCUCGAGCGCAGGCAGCAACCGGCCCCGGCUCUACCGCCGCAUGCCCAGCAUUGAGUCUGACGUCUGA
Molecule: messenger RNA, 4782 nt
Organism: Scomber japonicus (chub mackerel)
Lineage: Eukaryota; Metazoa; Chordata; Actinopteri; Scombriformes; Scombridae
Gene: grin2ab
Product: glutamate receptor, ionotropic, N-methyl D-aspartate 2A, b
Exons: 20
Coding region: 1-4782 (1593 amino acids)
Biological process (GO): synaptic transmission, glutamatergic; long-term synaptic potentiation; excitatory postsynaptic potential
Cellular component (GO): postsynaptic density membrane; postsynaptic membrane; plasma membrane
Molecular function (GO): transmitter-gated monoatomic ion channel activity involved in regulation of postsynaptic membrane potential; NMDA glutamate receptor activity
Source: RefSeq, a predicted model, not a curated record